Crotalus tigris (Tiger rattlesnake) is the source of this 2821-nucleotide messenger RNA. It is a transcript of the gene MICU2, whose product is annotated as mitochondrial calcium uptake 2. Lineage: Eukaryota; Metazoa; Chordata; Lepidosauria; Squamata; Viperidae. Gene Ontology annotation, biological process: calcium import into the mitochondrion; mitochondrial calcium ion homeostasis. The transcript has 13 exons. Gene Ontology annotation, cellular component: uniplex complex. Bases 26 to 1333 code for a protein of 435 amino acids. The record is from RefSeq and is a predicted model, not a curated record. Gene Ontology annotation, molecular function: calcium ion binding.
CAGCGAUCUUUCUACUUCCGAGAAAAUGGCGGCGGCGUGGGGAGCUACUUUGGUCGCUCUUGUCCGCAAUUGCGGGAGGCGCGGGGUGCUCGUGCUUGGCAGCUUCCGGGGACUCAGACGCUGGACGAGCCCUUGGCUCGCAACCGCCUCCCUGCUCGGUGGGGGCGCCUUGGUGGGGUCCUGCAGACGAUGGAGCGGGCAGGAGGGGACCGGCGGCUUCUUCCUGGUCCUGGCGCAAAAGGAAGAUGUUGUGGAUGAAGAGAUGGCAGAGAAGCUUUCCAUUCGAAAGCAACGUUUUAUGCAAUUUGCUUCUUUGGAAUAUGAAGGAGAAUAUUACAUGACUCCAAGAGACUUCCUGUUCUCAGUUAUGUUUGACAAAUCAGAGCGUAAAACUUUGGCCAAGAAACUGACAAAAAAGGAAGUAGAUUCUACCCUAGCAAAUGUUGCGAAGGCUAGACCAGGACCAACCUUUUUUAGAGAUCUUGGAGACAGAGGAUUGAUUUCCUACACAGAGUAUCUGUUUUUGCUGACGAUACUCACAAAACCACAGACUGGAUUUCGUAUUGCUUUUAAAAUGUUGGAUGCAGAUGGCAAUGAACAAGUAGAGAAAAAAGAAUUCUUUAAGCUUCAGAAAAUAAUUGGAAAGCAAGAUGAGUUUAAAACAGCUUCAGGAGAUGACAUCCUGUCUCAGGAAUCAGAAAUGGAAGGUGCUGAUAUCAACACCAUGUUACUGGUCCACUUUUUUGGAAAAGGAGGAAAAGAUAAACUUCAGUAUUCGGAAUUCCAAAGAUUUAUGCAGGAUUUACAAGCAGAAGUACAAGAAAUGGAAUUCAAUCAGUUUUCCAAAGGUCUGACCUUCAUGAGAAAGGAAGAUUUUGUAGAGUGGUUGCUGUAUUUCACUGAUGAAGAAAAUAAUGAAAUUUAUUGGCAAAAUGUGAAAAAGAGAAUCCAAGCAGGAGAGAGUAUCAGCAUGGAUGAAUUUAAGACUUUCUGCCAAUUUACAAAUCAUUUAGAAGAUUUUUCAAUUGCCCUGAAAAUGUUUACUGUAGCCAGCCGUCCUGUUAAACGGGCGGAAUUCAAGAGAGCUGUGAAAGUGGCUACAGGACAGGAGCUCUCAGAUAAUGUUUUGGACACCAUCUUCAAGAUCUUUGAUUUAGAUGGAGAUAAUUGCCUCAGCCAUGCAGAGUUCCUUGGAGUUCUCAAAAACAGGAUGCAUCGUGGAUUAAGGGUGCCUCAGCAACAAGGAGUCCAAGGUUACUGGAAAUGUGUGAAACGAGAAACCAUUAAAGGAGCAAAAGAAGUUUGGAAGCAAACCGGGAAGAGUCCUUUUUAAAUGUAUUCGAGUUUGCAUCUUUCACUGUAAGCUGGAAAUACCAAAAUGUUUACAUAAGCUGGAAGAGUGUCAAUUGCACAAGUGUAGAAAGAUUAGAGGCUAAACACAAUGAAAUCAUUAAAGAAAAUGAAUGUUAGCAUAUAUAGGUAUUGUAUAUUGAUUUACUUACUGUCAAGUUCCAUCAGAUUCAUUUUAAAUUCCUGACAGCUCUCUGUAAUAAUUGCUUGACUUGAGAUAUGAAUGAAUAUUAAUAGCAUAUUGUACUUCUAGUAUAGUAUAUUGGUUAAAGGCUCGACUAGGAGCAAGGAAGUCCUCAUUCAGUUUUAAAGUUUACUGGGCAACUUUGGGCCAAUCACUUUUACCCAAGCCAGCCAUUUUCAUAGGAGAGUUGCAGUGUUGUUAAAAUGACGGAGGAUUCAUCACCUCUCAGAGCAAAGAGAGGAACAUACAUGUUGACGUGACUGUUUUUCAUUCCAGUAAUUUUCCUGAGGCUGGUCAUGAAAAAUUCAUUUUUAAAAGCAUGCAUCUACAUUAGUUAUGUUUUCUGCCUGACUGCCACAGAAUAAAGUUUAGUUUUCAAACAUGGCUGCCUUUAGAGAUUAAUCAAGCAAGGAGUGAGUUAUUGCUGUAUCUUUUUGCUACUACAGUCCAGAUAUUGUAGUUUUAAUUUUUUUUACCCAAACAUUUCUCUAUGCAAUAGAUUGCAUAUUAGAUUCUCCCCACAAAUACUAUACUAUACUAAUACUAUACUGUGAUUACUAUGAUUAAAAACAUAACAAAAAAUUGUACCAAAGUGCAUGGCUAAAUGCCAAUGGAGAUUCUCAAUCACCCAGUCCAUAAUUUGGGACAACCAUAAUCUGGAUGAAUGAGAAUCUCCAUAGACAUACUAGAUAUUGUUCACCAGAAAUAUUUAGAUUUCUAGAUAAUUGGUUCUGUAACAUCAAAUCAUUAUUCUAUACUUGGAUCUUAGGAACUCCACUGGGGUCAUUCAAACAAUGUUCUUUAUUCAAACAGUUAAAUAUUUUGGUUAUGGGAACCUUGAAGAGUAAACACUUCAGAAAUUUGAAUGCAUUCAAGUUAAAUCCUAAGAUAAUUGUUCCUGGCGGUGAAUGUCUUAAAUCAUUCUAAAGGAAUUGGAAAAUAUUAAAGUGGACUGGCAGCUGAAAUGGAUGCAAAAAACAUUCUUGGACUCUACUGUGUUUCCCCAAAAGUAAGACCUGGUCUUACUUUCUUUUGGGCUCUGAAGUAAGCACUAGGAUUUAUUUUCGGGGAGGGCUUACUUUUUAUUGGUACCGGUAGGCUACAAGCAUGCGAGGGUGGAGCAGGGCUUGUGCAGGGGGUAGAGAAGCAACAUGACGGUGAGAGCGUUUGUGGGGGGAGGGGAAAGGUUAAUCAAUUCCAACUUCUUGCAAAAAAAAAUUGCGUGAAGUUAGAAUUGAUUGACCUGUUUCCCCACACACACACACACACACACACACACAAACUUAC